Onthophagus taurus is the source of this 4483-nucleotide messenger RNA. NCBI's taxonomy places the organism in Eukaryota, Metazoa, Arthropoda, Insecta, Coleoptera, Scarabaeidae. The record is from RefSeq and is a predicted model, not a curated record.
CGGCUAAGUUCGUACAGUUUAGGAAGUACUCCAUUUUAGUAAUGUGGGUACAAGUGUAAUUCGGCCACAUUUUAUUAUUAACCGAUCAUUUUAAACGUUAAGAGCACGAAUAAAGCGUUUAUCAUUUAGAAUGUGUGAUUUUCCAGUGGACCUUCUAGUGAAACAAACGGUCAGAAGCGUGAUCUUCGAUCCCGCUACGAUGGGAACACUAUCAUCGAAAAUGCAACAUUUUCAUGCGAACGCCAACGGGCCGGCUUUUAGAGCUUUACCAUCGGAAACGGCAUUUUAUAAUGUCCUAAAGUGUCCCGAAACGGUUAAGUAUUUGAGUGAACAUCCCAGUGAUUACAUCCACAAGAUUUUUGAGAAUGAUGUUUAUAAACAAAGUUUAGCUUUAGCUAAAACUGAUAACGAAUUAAAAGAGAUUAAAAAUCAAAUAUUAUACAAAUUCAUCAAAGAGUUGAAAGAAUGUAGAACAGAAUCAGCUGUUGAAUGGGCAGCUUUUCAACAUUACAUGCUUUAUGUGUAUCGAAAAUUUAUUACAUCAAAUCCAACUAGUUGUAAAGAACCCAUUCCUUCAGUGUUAAUGAAAAAAUUUUAUGAACAUUCAAUGAGCUUAUCACAUGAAGAUAAAUUACAAUUUUUUAUACGACUAGUUAUGUUGUUACGGGAAUAUGUAACAGUAGCGAGGGAAAACUAUGAGAAUUUAAACACUAAAGGAGACUCAUUAAUGUAUAUUCAAUCUUUGUUAAACUAUUACAACUCCUUCUGUUCUGCAGCAACUAGAAUAAUGUCUUUAUUUGUACAUUUCGACGAAUUUUUAAUUCAACAUUUCGAUAUGAGAUGGUUUCGUUUACAUCAAAAGCUAUUUUUUAAAUACUUUUAUGCAGCUAAGUCUGUUAAAGCAAAAAUAGCUUUUGUAAAUGAGCAAAAUGAAAUAAAUGUUCCUGAAAAUCUUAUAAUUGGGUUUCGAAAUUUUGUGCAAGAUAUGGUAAUGACAGAUCGUAUUUGGGAGAGACAGUUAAAAAAAUAUAAAAAUAAUACAAACGGAAUGAUUGAUGAAAAACUUGAGAAGGAAAUAAGAAGAAUAAUGAAAACAAAUUUUUGGAUUAGUCGUACACUUAAUAAUUACAAUAAAGAUCAUAAUAGUCAACAAUGUCCAGAGUUAGUCCCCUUUUUCCCUGUGGUUAUGGACGAUACAAAAAACCUCGCGGAUCGUUUAAUACGUACAGAUGGUGUUUGCAUAUGCGAAGACUGUAUGUUUGCGAAGUUUGAUCACAACGUCAUGAAUAAUAUGACCCAAAACGACAGUGAUCACAUCGUUUUAUGUUAUUUAUGUAACGAAUCGGUUUAUUUGGACAACUUAGGGACACAUCUCAUUCAAGAAUUUGAAGAAAUCGAACGAAUAGAAACAAAUAAAAUGUUCAAAUUACAAACCGGUUCACCAUCAAUGAAAAAAUCGUUAAUAAAAAAACCGUCAUCGAAAUUAUGCAAAAUUCUUUCAGACACAGUAGUUAAAAAAGAUACAAAUUUAUUUAAGAUAAAUGAAGAUUGUUUUAGUUUAAAAAGUGAAAAUAGUUUGCUGAAAGAACCGAUUUCGAAGCGAUUACUUGAAUGCCCUGUUAGAGGAGAGUCAGAGUCGAUAGUUAGAUUGGCAAACGAUUACGGAAAAUGCGCGAAAACAUCAUCACCCGAUCGCCUAUUGCUCAAACAUAAAGUAGAGAAAGAAUCCAUUAAAAUCGGCACCCCAUUUAAUGAAAACGGCGCGAAAACUGUUAUUAAAAGCACGUUGGAGAAAAAGAGCGACGAGAAAAACGGGAUUAAAGAUAAAGAUGGUUAUAACUUGAAAUUUAACGUCAAUAAUUUACCUCAAAGAAAUUUCCUGGGAAAUUCUAAUAAGUCGUCUUCGUUAAAUUCAACAAGCAAUAAAUUGAGUAAUGAUGGUUGUGUUGGUCACGCGUGUGGACAUAAAUGUAAAAAAGAGGAUUCAACAGCAAAUGGGGACACAACGGAUUCAACGAGAGAUAAAAAGUGUGAUUGCGCCUAUUGCGAAGUUUUCGGAACGAAUGUUCCAACUCACGCCCAUAAAACCAGCGAAACGCGAGAUCGCCUUCGAAAUCGUUUAACACGGCGAAAAGAACGAAUAAACGAAGUGUUAAAGAACAAAUCCUCAUCAAUUCCAACAAGCUCCCAAGCCGCUUCAACGAACGGGAAGUUGGAAUCGGGCGGGAAAUCAACAUCAUCGUCAUCAUCAUCGCUAGUGCCUAAUAAAUCGAACGAAUCAAUUCCACAACCAGUUCUAAAACAAGAAAUUGAAGGGAAAAAUAUCGAAAAAUCAAUGAAGGAUAAAGAUAAAAAUGAUGAUGAUUUAGAUCGAAUUUUAGAUUUUAUUCAAGGCAAGCCAGUCGAUAAAGUAGCGCUGGCGGAGAAAAAAGCGGCGAAAAAAGCCCGGCAAAAGCAGAAAAAAGAAGAGGAAAGGUUAAAACGGGAAACGGAGGAGGAACAAAAAAGGUUGGAAGAGCAGAGGAGGUUAGAAAUGAAACGGAAAGAAGAGGAAAAAUUAAAAGCGUUGGCAACAAAACAACAAAAUUCAAACCACUCGAAGAAAAAUAAAAAAAAUAAUAAAAAUAGUAAAAACAAAAUUGACGAACAAAAGCAUCAAAAACAACAAAUAAAGCAAGAAUUAAUGGAAGAAACGAUACCUGCGAUGGUUACAAUAAAGCGCGUCGUUGAGAAUAAUAGUUCAUUACCAACCGUUACUAUUACAUUAAAAGGAUCAACACCAGAUCAAGAUAAGUUGUUGUAUACUUUAGUAAAUGGCCAUGCUAGCGAUUACUCAAAUGGGAAAGGUGAUAAGAAAAAAGAUAAAAAGAAACAAGAGCAACUUAAAAGCGAUAAAAUGAAAAAUGAAAAAAUUAAAAUUGAAACUCAACCGAAAAGUAAAAACAAAAAAAAUAAAAACAAUAACAACAUCGGAAAAUCCGAAUCAAACAACAUAAUUAACGGAAACAUCACAACAAAAGAAUUAAAAGUUACUUUAACGGUGGAUAAAAGUUUCCAUAAGGGUAAAGAAAUAAUUGAAAAUAAUAUCAAUAAUACAAAUAACGGGAGUAAUUCAAAAAAGAAUAAAAACGCUAAAGAAAUGAAAAAAGAAUCGAUAAAAACAAACAUAUCUCAAAUAAAAGCGGAAAAUCCCGUUGAAAUUGAUAUUCCAUCAUUAAAACUUCCACCGGGGAUUACAAUAACUAAAGUAUCGGGUCCUUUAACGAAUAAAAAUAACUCAAAUUCUUCAUCGUCAUCCUCAACAUCAUCAACAAAUUCCUACCAAAAUGUUCCUGUUAAUAAAUCGGGUGUAAUCGUUGUUGACACAGAAAAAUUAAUCCAACAAUCUUCCACAUCAAAUCCAAGCAAAAAAAGUAAAAAAAAGAAAAAGAAAAACAUCGCAGAAGAAAAUAAAUUAAAAACGGGUGAUGCUAAAGGUAAUAUGGUUACGUUACGUAACCCAAUUUUUCAUACGUUACAAACAAAAUUAGUCGAUAAAGUUGAUCCAAUUAUUUCGUGUAACGAACAAGCGUCAAUAACAAAGGGGGAAAAUGGUAUGGUUACAAUUAGAAGACCAAAUUAUAUGAGUCCGAUUGAUUAUGGGAAAGAAACUCCAAUUUCCGAAUAUUUAGGCAAAUUAAAACCGGUUAUGAAUUACGAAUUACCACCAAAUAAAAAAGAUAUCGAUUUAAAGAAGAAUCCAACCAUCGAUUGUAACGGAAUUAAAAGUGAAAAUAGAUCAAGAUUAAGUACACACGAUAUUUUAUGGGGAUUACCCGGAAUUGAAAUAACUAAAGUGAAUAAAAACGCGGUUAAUAAUGAUGAUAGUAAAAAAAAUUCUUGUCAUCAAGCUGCGGAUGUAUCAAUUAUUCCAACAAGUUCAAACAAUAACGGUGAAAAAUUUAAUUUAGAUAGAGACGACUGGCCUUUUGAAAGCGUUUUUGCGCCAAAAGAUAUUCUCGAAGAUGAUUUAGACGCGGACGAAAGAGAGUUGGAAGCGUUUAAACGUUUUUGUCAACAAUCGAUUCCACCGAAACACAAGGAAAAAGUCGCUCAUUUAAACGUUAAGGAUAUUGUGCUUAAAAAAAAGAAUGAUGUCACGUACUCUUAAAGAAAAUUAUUUUAAAACAAUAAAUAAAGCGCGUGUACAUAAAACAAUUUUCACUUGGUAGGAAAUCCGAAUCGAAAGCGUUCUUUUUUUAGAUAAUAUUUAUUUUUGUUGUAAAAUUUUUUUUGUCCCCGAAAACGUCGUAGGUCAAAACAUUUGGCAGCUUCACGUUUUAACUUGCCAUUUUGAUGCAAAAUUAUUUUUUUGUGAGGAAGCUGUCAGUCGACGUGUGACCAGCAAUAUUUCGUUUUUCACUGCAUAAAAUAAAAAGAAUGUGUAUUGUAAAACGUUUGUAAACCUUUUUUUAGAUAGUACACGAAAGUGAAUAUGUAAAAA